Messenger RNA from Colossoma macropomum (tambaqui), 549 nucleotides. RefSeq names its product gamma-crystallin S-1-like. Gene Ontology annotation, biological process: lens development in camera-type eye; visual perception. The record is from RefSeq and is a predicted model, not a curated record. Bases 16 to 549 code for a protein of 177 amino acids. The transcript has 3 exons. Lineage: Eukaryota; Metazoa; Chordata; Actinopteri; Characiformes; Serrasalmidae. Gene Ontology annotation, molecular function: structural constituent of eye lens.
UUUGAUGUGUUGAGAAUGACAAUGGAAAAGAUUGUGUUUUAUGAAGACAGGAAGUUCCAGGGCAGGUCCUAUGAAUGCAAGGGUGACUCCAGUGACCUGCAUUCUUAUUUUAGCCGUUGCAACUCUGUAAAGGUGGAGGGUGGUUGGUGGGUCCUUUAUGAGCGGCCAAACUAUAUGGGUUAUCAGUAUAUCCUGGCACCUGGAGAGUACCCAGACUACCAGCACUGGAUGGGCUUUAACGACUGUGUCAGGUCUUGUCGUCUAAUCAAAAACGUCAAUGGACCAUACAAACUAAAACUGUUUGAGAGGCCCAACUUCGAAGGUCAGUCAUGGGAGAUUACUGAGAACACCCCUUCUGUUCAUGAACACUUCCACAGCAAAGAGUUUCAUUCCUGCAAGGUCACUGAUGGUACCUGGGUAUUCUUUGAGCAUCCAAACUACCGUGGGCGACAGUACCUGCUGGAGAAGGGAGAGUACAGACGGUAUACUGAAUGGGGAGCCAUGCAUCCAACAGUGAGUUCCAUCCGUCAUGUUAAGUGGGAGCAUUGA